This is a messenger RNA of Labrus mixtus (cuckoo wrasse), 7543 nucleotides long. RefSeq names its product adenosine deaminase RNA specific (gene adar). The transcript has 16 exons. Gene Ontology annotation, molecular function: double-stranded RNA binding; tRNA-specific adenosine deaminase activity; double-stranded RNA adenosine deaminase activity. Bases 530 to 4678 code for a protein of 1382 amino acids. Gene Ontology annotation, biological process: RNA processing; adenosine to inosine editing. The record is from RefSeq and is a predicted model, not a curated record. Gene Ontology annotation, cellular component: nucleolus; cytoplasm. Lineage: Eukaryota; Metazoa; Chordata; Actinopteri; Labriformes; Labridae.
GAAACUUACUCGGUCCCUGUUGCAACCUGUUUCCCUUCCCAUGCUCGAGUCACUGUGAUUUUCCCCUCCUUAACUUUCGUGAUAUUAUAUCUUAAUGACGCGUUUUACACCACUUCAUGCAACAUUUAUAAGCCAGCAACAUCUCAGGUGUUUUAGUUGACGCUGCUGAAAGGACAUCACUCGUACAAAGCGGAAGACCCUGCGCGUUUGAAACAUUUAACAACACGAACAACUGGAUAGUUUAACCAUCUUCUGCCGGUUACACGGUUACUGUCUUGUGUCUUGUAAAAAAUUAAGUUCUUCAAAUUUUCGGGAAUCUCAGUUUCAGUCAUCUGAUCAUUAGGAAGCUGCAGGAGCAGUAGUGUUUGCAGUCGAGUUCUUCUCACCACUGAAACUUUCAAUUCAGCAUAUAGGUGCUCUCAAUGUGCAGUAGUCCUGCCCUGACUCCCUGUCAGGGUCUGCAGUUCAUGCUCGAGGACUUCCACUCGCACUGAGCUGCACAGAAGGCUUCACGCUCAACCCCUGCGCUAUGAGCAGAGGUAGAGGAGGGCCUUCCAAAGACCACUACCACAGGCAUCCUCCACCGGACCUCCAAGCCAAGGACAGUUACCACAGACCUGGUACAGCACCAUUCUACCUCAGACCUGGCCCACAGCAUAGCCCAUAUCCAAGCUACUACCACAGCCCCGGCUCUCCUAUAGUGCCAAUACAGCCCCCAGUCCCAUCUCUUGUCCCUUCUGCACCACCCGUACCAAACACCAAUAAAGGGGCACCUAAACCAGUGCCUUUCCACAGCUCAUAUAAUCCCAAUUACAGCCCCAGUUCUGGCCCCAACUCAUUUAGGCAACAGCAGGUUGAUUUCUUGAGAGGACAGAGCUGUGAGGCGCCACAGUUCAGAGCCAGUCCACGUGGAGGUGGAGGUAGGGGUAUCCCAAGAUAUCCAAACCCCAGCAGCAGCCCUAGAGGUAGAGGAGGGUAUAGUCAGGACCAGAGUUUCUUUUAUCCAUCUAAUGUAAGAGUUCCCAGAGGCCCUCCAGGCCCUCCACACCUGAAUCGAAACCAAAACUAUUACUCCGACAGACAGUGGGGCAACCAAUUAGACUCUCUGUAUGAAGAUUUUCAGUGUUUGUCCCUUAAUCGAGACAGGCCCUCCAGAGGAGCAGAUAGGUUUGAUGGACAUUCAUCAUCCAGUAGCUCGGGGAGUUUGAGCUACUCUAAAGUUAGCAUCACUCCCACUCCUGAUAUCCAGGACCAGGUACACAGGGCUUUGGCUGCAUUGAAGCCAACUGAAACUAUCCCUGCAAAAUAUUUGGCCAAAAGGCUGCGUCUGCCCAAAAGUAUAGUCAACAAGGCUCUCUACUCUUUGGAGCGCUCGCAGAAGGCCUCAAAGCAAGGACUCCACCCUCCUGAGUGGAGUCUAUACAAGGAGCCUCUCAGAGGUGAGGAAGAUCAAAACUCUAAAGCACCAAGUCCACCUUCAGAUUCAUGUGUCAGCGCAGAACAACCUUUUAAACCUGACUCUAAGGUUGAGCCAAAACCAGAGCCAGCCGAAAACAGGGGACAAGCCAAAGAAGAGGACUCUGACACAGAAUCCAGUUCUUCUCGCUCUUCUAUUGAGACAUCUGACUCUGAAGAAUCAGCUGAAGCUCAGCUGCAGGAGAAACAACAUCCAAACACUACAAGCUCUGCUGAUCAGGACCUCCCCACAAUGACAGAACAGAAGGAGCGGGUCCUGCAGUAUCUCCUGCUUUCGAGGGAAGCAACUGCUCUUGUCAUAGCAAAGAAUGUGGGUCUUAGAAGUGCUAAGCAGGUCAAUCCCACUCUCUACGCCUUGGAGAAGCAAGGUGAAAUCAUUAAGAAUGGAGAGGUCAACCCUCCCACCUGGGAGCUCUCUGAUCACCGCAGAGAGAGGAUGGUAAGGAGCCUUAAAGUCGCACAGAGCACGCCAGCUGAGGAGGUUCGGAUGCAGUUGGAGGACGAGAAGGGAGGAGGAUCCAUGUUUCUGUCAUCAUCACCACUACCUUCAAUACCAGGCCUGGAACCAGUGCCUCUCUCGGAGAACUGGAUACCUGAGCAAAGUCAAAGAGAACUGUCACAAUCCUCCUGCCUGGCCCCCCCCUCCUCCUCCUCCCUAUGCCAAGAUGAAGAAACCACUGAAGGACAGUGGGCGACAGACGACAUACCAGAAUUCCUCAACACCAUAAGGAAAGAGACAGACGCAGGUAGAUUAGCAGCAGAACAGGCUAAUGCUGUAGGAACUGUAGCUGUGUCGCUGGCUGCUCCCCCUCCACAGAACCUGUGGGGCAAAUUACAGGAGUUGAGACUGAAGAAUCCCGUCAGCGGCCUCAUGGAGUACGCCCAGUAUCUGGGCCAGAACUGUGAGUUCCUGCUCCUCGACCAGUCAGGACCUUCUCACGACCCGAGAUUUCGUAUGCAGGUGAUGCUUAACGGGAAGCUGUUUCCUGUCGCUGAAGCUUCCAGUAAGAAGACUGCAAAAAAGGACGCUGCUGCGGCAACUCUGCGCGUUCUGAUCAGGGAGAUGCAAGGAGGGGCGAGCAUGGGGGAGGUGGGAAAUACUGCCAGUAUGGACCAAGUGAUGGAUUUACUCCCAGAUACCAGUGGGCCGGCUGAAGGCACAGGGGGAUUUUGUGGGAGUGGUAGUGAGGAAGGGAUGACGGAGGGACCUCGCCAGCCACUGUCACGCUCUCUCCCUGGUGGGAAGAAUCCGGUGUCUGUCCUGAUGGAGUACAGCCAGCGCAGCGGCAACCCCAUCGAAUUCAUCAUCACUAGGCAGGCCGGCCCACCACAUGACCCAAGGUUCAUGUACAGGGUGAAGGUAGGAGAGAAUUUGUUUCCAGAGGCCUCAGCUCCAAGCAAGAAGGCGGCCCGCCAGUUAGCUGCAGAAGAGGCUGUCAAAGAGUUAAUGUCUGACGGGAGGCUGCAGCUCAACAAGGUCCACUCCAUUUCUUCAGCAAGCUUCACUUCUGUUUUUCUCCUCUCCACCACUCUCUCUGCUCUCCAGCCUCAGUUACCCCUGGGCUCUUCCAGUGAUACUGAAGGAAUCAAUUCUGGGACUCCGUGUCUUUCUCUGCCUCCUCUAACCGCUGAUGAGUUGCGAGUAGCACAUGAAGCAGGAGUCGGGGACCUCAUCAACCACCUGAACAACAAUGCAGUGUCAGGUCUUCUGGAGUAUGCCAGAGCGCGGGGCUUUGCAGCCGAGAUCCGACUGGUGGGCCAGUCCGGGCCUGCACAUGAGCCUAAGUUCACCUACCAGGCUAAGCUGGGCGGACGCUGGUUUCCUCCAGUGUGCGCAUCCAACAAGAAGCAGGGAAAACAGGAAGCGGCAGACGCUGCUUUACGUGUUCUGAUUGGAGAGGCUGAGAGGGCAGCUCGUACCGGGGAGCUUAUUCCCGCUGAGCUUCCAGUGAGUGGAAGCACUUUGCACGACCAGAUAGCAAUGCUGAGCCACCAGCGUUUUAACUCCCUGACCACCCGUAUCCAGCACAGCCUUCUGGGACGUAAGAUUCUGGCCACCAUUGUCAUGAGGAGGGGAGAGGGCCUGGGGACGGUUGUCAGCCUGGGAACUGGAAACCGUUGUGUUAAAGGGGAGGAGCUGAGCCUUAAAGGGGAGACUGUUAAUGAUUGUCAUGCUGAAAUCAUCUCCAGACGAGGAUUCAUUCGGUUUCUGUACAGUGAGCUGGUCAAACACUAUGACGGUUCAGAAGAUAGCAUAUUUGAGCAAGCAGAGGAAAACAGACUGCAAAUCAAAUCUGACAUAACCUUUCACCUCUACAUCAGCACAGCACCUUGUGGGGACGGGGCUCUGUUUGACAAGUCUUGCAGUGAGACAGGGGAUGAUAUCGAGGGUCAUCAGCCUCUGUUUGAGAACAAUAAGCAGGGCAAACUUCGCACCAAAGUGGAGAAUGGCGAGGGUACUAUUCCAGUGGAAUCCAGUGACAUUGUGCCCACUUGGGACGGCAUCCAGCACGGAGAGAGGCUGCGAACCAUGAGCUGCAGUGACAAAAUCCUGCGCUGGAACGUGUUAGGCCUGCAGGGGGCGCUGCUCAGCCAUUUUAUGCAUCCCAUCUACCUGAAGUCCAUCACACUUGGCUACCUGUACAGCCACGGGCACCUGACACGUGCUGUUUGCUGUCGACUGGCCAGAGACGGUAAAGCGUUCACCCAAAGUCUCCCUCCUCCCUUCAUGCUGAACCACCCUGAGGUGGGCAGAGUGAGUGUGUACGACUCCACCCGUCACAUUGGCAAGACCAAGGAGUCCAGUGUGAACUGGAGCUUUCCUGACCAGCACAGUGUGGAGGUGCUGGACGGGACCAAAGGCAAACUGGAUGGGAGCAAAUUAAGCACCUCCAGAGUGUCCAAGGCCAACCUGUUCACUCUUUUCCGCUCUCUGUGCCAGCGAUGUGGCCGCACAGACCUCCUUGCCCUGCCCUCCUACACACAGGCCAAGAUGUCUGCCUUUUUCUUCCAGCAAGCUAAGCAGCAGUUCUUUCGAGCUCUCAGCGUCCACGGUUAUGGUGCCUGGAUCGGCAAACCGCUAGAGGAGAAGAGCUUUGAUGCAAAGGAGGGAAUCAGGAACAAUGGAGCAGCAGGGGUAUCUGUGGGAUUCGGCAGCAGUAGAAAUGGAGCAGCAAUGGAGUACAAGCAAGAGGAGGCAUAGAGCAAUGCAGGGUGCUUCAUUAGGGGGGUAAUAUAAAUAUGCAGGGGGGGGGGGGGGGGAAGCACAAGCAGGGACACAUUUAAAAUAUGACUAUAUAAGAGGACAAUCAAAGGGUUGUUGGUGGCCUAAACUGUAUCUUCUGAUGGAACGUGGUGGAAAGGUGCAGAGGAAGAAAAGGACUCAAUAGGUGAGAGGAAGAUGGCGAGGACAAAGCCUGAAGGAUGAGUGGUGACAGAGAUCUAAGGAGAAAUCCUCCUGAAGCACAGAAAAUAUCACUACAUGAAAAAUGGGAAGUAGUUUGAAGUCAGUAAAUCAGCACGCUAACUAUUGCUGCAAAUUGGAGUUGUAUUGCAAAACAGUUAUUGUAUGUCAACUUCCUUCAUACUGCUAAUAAGCCUUGGCUGGUUUCAAAAUGUAAUUUGUUGUAUUGUUUGGCAUAGGCUGCCAUGUUUUUCCACUUGAUGUGUGAACUCAUUUUUGGACCCAUUUGAUUUGGCCUCUUCAGACUACUGUUUGCCAUCUAAUUUAGCCAUGAGAGCUUGAGUAGCUGACAAGUGCUGCAAAUUGGCUUUCAACCUCAUAUGGCCCUCCCUCUGAGCAGUGUUUGUAUUUUGUAUUUAGGUUCAUAAAGAUUUUAAGUCCUCUGCCAUCAAGUGCUUUUUUUUUAUUUUUCUUGUCUAUGGUUUACUGUAAGCAGCUUCAGCAAGAAGGAUCAAUGCAUAUGUAAUGAAGUGAGUUCUUUUGCAGCACAGUCCCAGCCAACAUCGCACACGGGAGGCUUUCAGUGUACAUAAGAAGAUCGCAAAGCAAACUAUUGCUCUGAUCAGUGACCAACCAAACAUUCAUUCACAAAUAGAGACUUUAGCAUCAUUUACACACGUAAAUACUUUUAUUCAGACCCAUCUGUGUUCAUUUUCAACUUUCUGUACACCCUCAGCAGUUCCGCCCUCCACAUGUUGUUGCCAUGGUUACCGUACAUGGCGUAGAAUAGGUCAGCAGCCCCUUUGAGCGGUCCCUUAAACUCUGUGCUUUUUGCUUUUAUAUUCAAUUUCUGAUGUCAUGGCCUCAAAGAGUCACAACAGUUCUUUUUUAUGUUUUGUUCUUGUGUGUUUUUUGAAUAUCUCCUUUUUUCCCCAUGUCUAUAAAUGACUUCAUCAGCAGCUGGCCAUAAAAGAGAGACCUGGGAUGUCUUAACUCUCCUGCCUGCAGUCUCUCUGCAUCCUGUUUUAUACAUCUCGAUCAUACAAGGCUCUUUAGGCUCUUCUGUAUGGCCAGCUCCUGAGGAAUACAAAAUGAGGUUAGUUGUGUUGUUUAAGGGGAGUGUGUGAGCUGUUCUUUGAUUUCUUUGAUUACAUUAAGAUGGAUGGUGCAAUAUAUACAUCAGGUAUAUACAUAUACGUGGACACACAGGUGCAGGGUGGGGUCCAAAAGCCUAAGUCCAGUUCAAGAAAUUCACUUGAGAGUUAAAAGUAAACACGUUCUGAAAAAAACCUUUAAGUUAAAGUUUCCCACCCGUUUUAGUAUUUGUCUGUAUAACACUGGUUCUAUGUUGUGGAGAGAGAUGUGUGUUUUUUAGAAGAACUCGUAAAGAGCAUGUCAGAAAUGUGCUGUGAUGUGUUUUUAAGUUUGCUCUCACAGAUGUUUUUAUUUUAAGGUCCGGUACCUACAGUUGAAAGAAAACAAGUCAGCAUUUCAAACAGUUUGUUGGAGCUUUGGUGCAUGUACAGUACAGAGCCAUUGUUUUUCUGGGAAAUAAAAGGUUUUCUGAUAUGCCUCUGUAGAUAUCAAUAUAAAAAUGUGUUCUUUUACUACUGUCCUGAAGUUCAGGUUUUCAAAAGAGGGCUUUAUUGUUGCCUUCAGUGGUGAUACACUCCCCUGUUUGGAACAAUAAUGAAGCCUUUAAACUAAGCCGUGGAACUAGUGAUGUAGUACUCGAAAUCCAAGACUGGUCUCGAGACUUUUUGAAGGUCAUGUUCGGAGUCUAAACCAUUUUUACUUUGUCUUGACUGGGCGGACUCCUGAUUUUUAAAAUCAAGACCAUCACUAAAAGGCUAUUUUUCCACGUCAUAACUGUGAUUAGUAGGAAAUGUCUCUUUCUAAAACAAUGAAUGACCCCCCCCCCCCCGUUACUGUAGCAACCUUCCCAGUGUUGCUGCCUAAGUGAGUGACACGCCCGCUGCACACAAGACGAUGAUUUUACUGUGAUAUUUAUGGUCCUGGUCUUGUCUCUGUCUCGAUCCCUAAAUGUCUUGGUCUUGUGUCUGUCCCCAACCCCUAAUGUCUUGGUCUUGUCGGUCUUGAUCCCCUAAUGUCUUGGUCUUGUCUCGGUCUCUGAGCACUCUGGUCUCGGGUAUGUCUUGGUCUCAGUUGGUGUGGUCUUGACUACAAUGCUACGUUGAACUAAGAAGCUAAAAAAGUUUUUCAGAAGAAGUCCUUUAUCAGGUCACGUCACAGGCUUUAAAAGAAAUUACAUGUCAAGACUUGUAGAACAAUGUUUUUUUUUUUAGUGUUAGUCGCUCCCUUAAUGAUGAUAUUGGAUUUGAAAAUGGCAGAUCUAAAUGUUUUUGAGGGGAGCUUUAAAUGAAAGAAAUAUGCGUUUGUUUUUAUUUUUAAUCACUAAAACGCCUCAUUCUUGGUGUUGGACUUAGACUUUUGGACCCCACUAUGCAAAUAAAGGAUGUUGAAGUAGAAUUCUGUAAAUAUGUCUGUGUGUUUAUGUAUAUGUAUGGGUUUAAUGUAUAUAUUUUGUAGAUCAUCUAAAAUUGAUUUUCUAAGAUUGUUUUAAUUAAACUGCAAUGAAUAUGCUGUUUUUUACCAAUCGAGUUUGAAGCAAAAAAUAAAUGAAUAAAAAUAAGUAGCAAUGUU